Molecule: messenger RNA, 1612 nt
Organism: Homarus americanus (American lobster)
Lineage: Eukaryota; Metazoa; Arthropoda; Malacostraca; Decapoda; Nephropidae
Gene: mRpS26
Product: probable 28S ribosomal protein S26, mitochondrial
Exons: 5
Coding region: 55-747 (230 amino acids)
Cellular component (GO): mitochondrial small ribosomal subunit
Source: RefSeq, a predicted model, not a curated record
CGGGAACUAAGGUGAGCCAGGCUGUCCAGGGCUGCCGGAGACUGGGAGAAGGUGAUGAUUUCUGCCAGGCAUAAUAUUAUAAGUUUAGGCUGUGGGGCGAGGCUCUGGUAUCCUGUAAAUGAAGCAACACUUUCGCUUGCAGGGUCCCAGACUGUCAGAUGGAGAAAACCAAGAUGGGUACCAGUGGCCAAAAGCAAGAUGUUCAAAAUUCCUCCCCGUACAAUUACACCCAAGGAGGAAGUGGUGGAAAUAACACGCUUGUUCAAUAUGUAUCGUACACAAAUGAGGGCGGUCAGACGGCACCUCUGGGAAGAGAGCCUCCGAAGAGCUGAUACUUCAGAGCUAUCCAUGCAGCAAGCCGCAGAAGACGAGGCUGAACAUCAGCAAAUUUUGGAGUACAACCAUCAAGAGAAUCUAAGAGUGGCAGCUUUAAGAGAAGAAAGGGUUCGCAAGGAGUUUGAAGCUAACUUGGCUCGUGUGGAAGCUUCCAAAGAGAAGCUAGCUAAACAAGCUUUGGAAGCCCAAGAGAAAGCCUUACAUCUUAUCACUGAGACACAGGCAUUGGUAAAGACUUUCAUCAAAAGAGAAGACCUGGAAGAAGCCAUUGAAACCGCUAUAGCAAACCCAAUUGAUUACAACUUUGUCAUUGAUCAGGAGGGACAUAUAUUCCGUGGAUGCAACACAAAACCGGAAAGCAUUCCUGAAGAAGAUAGAGAAAAACUGUUGAGUGUAGCACAGGAAAGGUGAAAAGUUCUGCUUAAACUUUAAGCGGCUUAGAUAUUGUACAGUACCUCUUAAGUCAGGGGUUCUCAACCAGGGGGGAAUUUCCCCCCUCAGGUUUUCAGGGGGUGGGAAAACUGAUACUAAUAUGGAAAAAAUAAAGGAUUUUCAGUAUUAUAUGCAUAUUAUUUGGAAUGCACUUUUGAGGCAGACAAUCUUGGAAAGGAGGGGGGAAUGACAUUCUGACAUAUGGUGAAAGGGGUGCAUGGGGCAAACAAGGUUGAGAACCACUGCUCUAAGUGAUGUUAAUAUUUUAUUGUGACUACAGGGGUACUUUAGUCCAUGAGAUCAGCAUCAUCCAUUGACCUUUAUUUGUUUUAAAGAUAUUUUCAUGGAACUAUAAAUAAUAGAGAGUAAAUCAAGUCAGUUAUUAUUUUUACUUGACUCACUCUUAUAUGGAAUGAUUGAAUUGAGGCAAAAACCUUGAUAAAGGGGAGACAUGAUGGAGUAGGGUGGUCAAAUGUAGCAGACAACAAGAAAAUGAUCCCAUAAAGUCUGUUGUGGCUAGAGGGUUAAACUAUUUAGCUUUGUAUAGACAUUUUGUCACCUGAAAAAAAAUAAUUGGUAUACCUGUAUUUAACUUCAGUACAAACAAAAAAUUUAAAUGAGUGGAAGAAAAUGUUUUGUCAUACCUACCUUAAUACUUCCUUAGUUAUUACUCACAUAACUUAGAAUGACAAAUACUUACUGCAUAAAUUGUAGUAUAAUGUAAUCCUUUGUACAUAACAUGAUAACAUGAAAUUUGUAUAUUGAAAUAUCUUGCUUAGAUUAUCCAAAAUAUAAUGUAAGUAAAUCCUCUGGUGACAUACUAAUAAAAUCACUGAAAUUUCAA